AUGCUUGACGAGCUGGUUCAUUACUGGACCCAAGAAGCGCCUCAGAUAUUCACGGCGUCGAAGCCGGGGUUGCGAGAUAUCUCAUACUAUCCGUUGAAGAUUGUAGCUGCUGAGUGGGUAAACUACAUCUCAGUCAUGGGACUGAGCGUUCGAGAGUACGAGCUAUCGACCACCCUCUCCGGUGAUUUGAUCGCACAGCUCGAUAAGUUGAACACAAAUCUGCGCAUCUUGCAGGGAUGGCGAAGACGCGUUCUCUCGACGCAAGCCAAACUACGACGCACCGUCCGCUUCAUCGAAAACCACGUGGACCCCAAGCAGCCGAACGAGGACUGGGACGUGCUCGUCGAUGAUUUCGAGUUCAUCCGGACCGAAGUAGCGGAGCAUGGUGAGCGGCUGGAGGCUAUGGUCUCGGUUGUCACGUCAACUGCUGCCUUGAUCGAGGGACGUCGCUCGCUCACAGAAACCGAGAAUGUCACGCGCCUCACGAUCUUGGCGGUCGUGUUCCUGCCACUGAGCUACAUUGCGUCGCUUUUCAGCAUGUCAGACGACUUUCGGCCUGGAGGUCAGCUUUUCUGGGUGUACUUUGCAGCUGCAGUUCCAAUGGCUUGUGUCGUCGGAGUGAUUGCUAAACCGCCUGUAAGCACCGCGAAGAGAUUCUUAGAGAGAAUCGGUGUCAAGAUGGGUAAAUGA
Didymosphaeria variabile is the source of this 690-nucleotide messenger RNA. RefSeq lists its product as uncharacterized. The record is from RefSeq and is a predicted model, not a curated record. Gene Ontology annotation, molecular function: metal ion transmembrane transporter activity. Lineage: Eukaryota; Fungi; Ascomycota; Dothideomycetes; Pleosporales; Didymosphaeriaceae. Gene Ontology annotation, biological process: metal ion transport; transmembrane transport. The coding region runs from base 1 to 690 and encodes 229 amino acids. The transcript has a single exon. Gene Ontology annotation, cellular component: membrane.